AUGCCAAAUCUUAGAAAUGUGAAUACACCACAACCGCACAGUGGUGGACUUAUCCACCAUCCACAACCUAUAGAUCCAGAAAAUCACAACCUGACUGCCUUCACUGCAAUGAUUGAUGAAGAUAAUAAUAAUAAUAAAUUUGUUAAUUUAACACCAACAUAUAUUCGUGCACCAUCGUUGAAUACACCGUCACCGAAUCUUAGUCGUAGGGUAGCAGUAAAUAACUAUGGUUAUUCUCCACAAACUGCUGUACGUUAUAUUGGACAAGGUGAUAUUCAUUCUUACCCCCAGUAUAUAAUUCGAGUUCAACAUCCACAUGUUGUAUACGACGAUGUAGCUGCAGGAUCACUGAGUCAUAGUCCAAAUGGCAGUAUGCUGGAUGCUUCAGGUAUGCAUGGUCAUCUGACGCAUAUUCAAAGCAUCAAACAAAAUAAUAUGUCACAGCCAAUAAAUUCUAGUUUCUCAAAUCUUGUAAACCUACCUACAGAUCCAAAUGCCCAAAAUCAUUAUAUUUCUCUUCAACCAUCGGGGAAUAGUAAUAAUAAUAACAAUAAUAAUAAUAAUAAACCAGGUGACAAUAAAGCCACAGGAUCCACAACAUGUCCGUCUACUUCCAGUCAAAUAUACACUUAUUCAGGUCAAAUACAAUCAGAUACAUCAGUGAAUCCAAGCAUGCUAGCAUCAUUUGCAACAGGGAAGCUUUCAAAUUCACAACACACCGCUCCAACAACACACAGUACAAAUAGUGAAGAAGGCAUGAAAGCAAUAGAAGAAAAUUCGACAGAAAUUUUAUCCAGAGACAAUAAUAAGUCGGGUAUAAAUCCGACCACGACAACGACAGCGAAUGACAACGCCUCACUUGUAUCUAACAGUAAGGCAUCAGUAUCUAAUACCAAUGUGUUGUACAAUACAAAUUCACAUAAUAAUAAAUCUGAAGGUUAAAUCAGGCGCAUAAAUUGUCAAAAAUUAAAACAAAAAAAUUAACUAUUUUUAUUCUAGUAAAAGAAUGUGUUAUACUUAUCUCCCUCCCUUAUGGUUUUAUUACUAUCACCACUACUGGCAUUACUGAUGAUGAUGCAAUCGAGGCUGUUCAGCCAACUUUUCAAACCCAAACAAUUUAGUCAAUUUUAAUUCCGUAUUUAGUAGACUGUAAAAAGAAAUAUCUUUGGUUUUUUUUAAGCUCUUUUCUAUCAUGAUACAUGUGUCAGUGGUCCGAAAACAAAAUUUCCCGCCUGAGGAAGUACUACAUUUCGAUAGGGUUUUGACCGAUAAACCUGCUAUCUAUCUAUCUAUCUAUCUAUGUGUGAUGAAAUGAGCUAGGAAUGACUAAAUUUUAAAUUGUCAAAUGUUUAAACUUUUGUAUUCCAUAAUUCUUUGUAAUAAUGUAUAAUGGUAACAGUAUUCACCAAGUGCUUAGUUCACUCCUUAUUUAUUGUUAAACUUGUAUUUAGAGAAUAGUGAAUGAAACAUCUUUUAUAAUUCAAUUUUGUGAAAGUCACAAAAUUUGUAUAUUUUUGCUUAAUUUCUAUUAAAUAAAUAAAUCCCCUG
Trichobilharzia szidati is the source of this 1548-nucleotide messenger RNA. The record is from the annotation of a GenBank genome assembly. NCBI's taxonomy places the organism in Eukaryota, Metazoa, Platyhelminthes, Trematoda, Strigeidida, Schistosomatidae.